AUGAGCGACAUCAAAGUCUACACCGUUGACGAGCCCUGGCUCAAGAUCGAUUGCGGCCUCGGCGAGGCUCCCUACUGGGAGCAAAAGACCAACACCCUGCGCUUCGUCGACAUUAUCAAGCAGAACGUAUUCACCGUCGACCUGAACAAGGGCCCUGAAUCGCUCAAGACGACGCACCUCGACAUCUCCAUCGGGACCACGGGCGACAUUGAGGGCAACGACACGCACUUUGUCUUUGGCGGCAAGCAUGGUUACGGCGUCUACAAUCGUGCGACGGGCGCAUACCGUUACAUCCAGAAGUAUUGGAACGAGCAGGAGGUCGCGGCCGGCAAGGAGAAGCUCAUGCGCGGCAACGACGGCGCUAUUGACACGCAGGGCCGGUAUUGGGUCGGCACCAUGAACGACCCGCUGGUCAAGGCCCCAGAGGCUGAAGGCACGCUUUUCCGGCUCGACCCAGACGGCAAGCUGCAGCGCAUGCUCGAGGGCGUGGCGAUCCCCAACGGCAUCAGCUGGACGACGGACAACAAGACGAUGUACUUUGCGGACUCGCCGACCAAGACGGUAUGGGCGUACGACUUUGACGCGGCGACGGGCGGGUUCAGCAACAAGCGGCCCUUCUUCCGCGUGUCGGAGGAGCACGGCGUGCCGGACGGGCACGCGCUCGACGCCGAGGGCUACAUGUGGUGCGCCAUGCACGGCACAGGCAAGGUGGUGCGCGUGUCGCCGCGCGGCGACGUCGUGGCCGAGAUCCGCGUCCCUACCCGCUGCCCCACGUGCCCCGCCUUCGCGGGCGAGGACCUGUACAUCACCAGCGCCGAGGAGGAGAUGCCCGACCAGUUCCCCGAGAGCACGCGCCUGCACGGCUCCGUCUUCAAGGUGCACGUCGGCGUGCGCGGCGCCCCGCUCAACAAGUUCAAGUACUCGGGCGAGCUGCCGUAG
This is a messenger RNA of Aplosporella prunicola CBS 121167, 939 nucleotides long. RefSeq lists its product as uncharacterized. Gene Ontology annotation, molecular function: calcium ion binding; gluconolactonase activity. Bases 1 to 939 code for a protein of 312 amino acids. Gene Ontology annotation, biological process: L-ascorbic acid biosynthetic process. NCBI's taxonomy places the organism in Eukaryota, Fungi, Ascomycota, Dothideomycetes, Botryosphaeriales, Aplosporellaceae. The record is from RefSeq and is a predicted model, not a curated record. The transcript is spliced from 4 exons.